Paralichthys olivaceus (Japanese flounder) is the source of this 1990-nucleotide messenger RNA. The record is from RefSeq and is a predicted model, not a curated record. Lineage: Eukaryota; Metazoa; Chordata; Actinopteri; Pleuronectiformes; Paralichthyidae.
GGAGAGAGGAUAGAAAAGGGGAGGGGGUAAGAGAGAGAGGGAGAAAGAGAACAGUGUGCAUGUGGAGAGAGAGAGAGAGAGAGAGAGAGAGGAAGGAAGGCUUGAGGCAGCAAAUCUGGACCAGCGCUCAAACACUGCAGUGUCUCUCUCCAGCUUCUCUUCUCUCUGUCCGUCUCUUCCUCUCACUCCUUCCUCCUCUUUCUCGCUGCUUGGCCAUGACCCCGGUGGACACCCUGAUCUCUUUGCCCACCUAGAGAAGAGAAACCUUGUGGCGGAGGAGGGGGGGGAGACGAGAAGAAGGGACACCGCACACUUUGCCUCACUGAUGAGAGCGGAAAUGUAUUAACCGGCGUCAGCUCUGAGUGCGGAGCGCAGAGAAGGACCCAAGUGUGAGGAGGUGCAGCAGCAGGGAAAUUAGAGCGAGUUGAAGAGGGUGAUUUGCUUGAUGUGUGAAGAAUAGACUGUAGAGAGAGGCAGAGAAACCUCUCGACACUUAUUAGACACCAACAGGACAAGUUAGGGCAGAGACAGGAAAUUGGAAUUCAACAGGGAUACUAUUUCGAGAAGCCAAAGAAUGGUCACAUGCGUUGUUCAUCCUUUCAUGCUUCUUUUCUAUCUUCCUCCCUAAUUCAUAACAGCAUCCCUUCCUUUCACCUCUUUAUUCCUUUUUUUUUUAAUGCAUGUCAGCAAAAGCACAGCCUCACUCAUUCUCAGUGGAUGUGUGAUCUCUUACCGAGUUGCGUAGAACUUGAUUUUGGCUGAAGCAGGGGUGCUGUUGACUUCCUUGCGGACAGCACCUGCUGGGGAAAUUUCUCAUGAUACCAGGUAGGAGGUUUCUGGAUCAUUUUGUCAACCCAAAGCAGCCGGAGCCCUCCGGUCAUUUACCUGAUUGAGGCGUUACGAGAUGAAACUGCAAACCGGUUUAUCUCCAAAGAGCAUGACACCUGUGUUUGAGGGAUUACAGGGAGGGAAACAGAGAUGUGCAGAUGUGUAUGUGUGUGUUGGGAUUAUGUCCUAAAUACACAGAAUUACACAGGUGUUGCAGCAGGAUUAUGCAAAGUCUCCUGCUGAAUACAGUGGUACUGUAGGAUUAAAGAGAGGAACACAAGUCAAGGGAAUGGAUUCACAUUAUCUUCAACAGAUUAACUCAGAUCAAGUGUGAUCACACUCGGGGGUGUAAUUGAAUCAGCAGUUCUGGGGUUGUGACAGGGGUCAGACUUGUUCUGAGGAUAACUGAGGUCCUCUCUCAGCCCUCCGUGGAAUAACUCUUGUCCCUCACUGUGGACAUUGCACCUGAAACAAACAGAGUUGACAGUUAAAGACUCUAAAAGCUCAUUCCACUUCUACGAUGAGACGCUCGAGCACAGACGAGACUCCGUACCGGCGGAGUCCGUCCUUGGACAGUAAACCCGACUCGCCACCGUUCACUUCUGGUUUUCACCGCUUCAGUGGAGAGUUUGAGUACAAGCGGCCGCCGUUUGCGUUUGGCUUCCACACGACAAAGGGGCCGCAAACGUCCAAGGGGCGCUACGCCCAGGGGAAGAAGUAUGUGGUGUUUUACCUGGACCUCUCCUUCAUAUUCCUCCUAGAACUGCGGCGCUGCAGGAUGGCCGAGGGUUGCAUGAUGGCCCUGCGAUACGGGAUGGUCUUCUUCAAUCUUCUUUUCUGGCUGGGAGGAUGCGGCAUACUGGGGGUGGGGGUCUGGCUCUCGGUGACCCAGGGAAACUUUGCCACCCUAUCAUCAUCCCUUCCCUCCCUGUCAGCGGCCAACCUGCUCAUUGCGGUGGGGACCAUCAUCAUGGUGAUCGGCUGUCUGGGCUGCGUGGGCGCCGUCAAAGAGAGUCGUCCUCUGCUGCUGACGUUCUUCAUCCUCCUGCUGCUCAUCUUCUUCCUGGAGAUUCUGUCCAUCAUGCUUUUCUUCAUCUACCAAGACCAGUGUCUGUUUUUAGACCAGCCCCUUCUGCUGGGCUUCCUGCUAAUGAAUGAGUGA